CGUAGGGUAAAAUUGAAACCUGGUGGUCUAUCUCCUGAUAACGUCUGCGCCGAUCGGUGCAUGUUGUGAUAAAUUGACUUUUCUCUUUUUUGUGGUUCUUUUGUGCAGUCGUUGUAAUCGAAAAGAGUUUCUAUUUUAUAAAACUAAGAGAUUAAAAUGUCGCGAGUUGGGCAGAUACAAUCAGCCUCUGGGGAGGAGAAAUUGGCAGUUAAUUUGCCGCUCGAGAUAUUUCGCGAGGCGAAGAAGUGCCCAGCCUGUGGGAUGGACAUUCAGGCAGUCUCGACUCAAAUUACUAUGGCAUGGGUGCCGGACACGUCUAGUUCUCGGCAGUCUCGGGACGGCCCAGUGCUGUACCAUGCGCAUUGCUUGCAGCGCCAGCUGCUCGUGGACGGCAUUGUACAGGUAGAGACGUUUUUGAAGGAAGCAUCUUCUAGCUCGUUGUCAUCGUCGUCCGCAUCUUCAUGCUCUUCAUCUGCUUCAGCCGGAAAUAGGUCGAAGGAGGCUGGAGUAUCAAGCCAGAACAAAAGCGUAGCCUAUCAACAAGUCGCCGGUGGAAGCUCUUCAUCCACGGGCAAGCAGGGUUCUAGAAAAGGUAUAAUACGUGAUGGUGCUCUAGAAGUACCUUCAUCGAAAGACCAGGUGAAGCUUGCUUUCUUCACCCGGAUGCGCGCACAGGAAGGCAAAAUGCCCUCUGCGAGUGAAGCUUGCGGAGACAAAAAGACACUAGAUCCUGGCGUCGGUCUGAAAAUGAACCUUCUCGGCAAUGCAACCUUGAGCGAAAACCGUCAAUUGCUUCCUGGGGAGCGGAAAAAACUCGAGAAAAACCGUAGGGACGAGAAGGCAAAGCAACUGAAUUCAGAUCCGCUCUGGGAGACACACGCACCUUUCUACUCCUACGUAGGGCAAAUGUGGGCAACCCAGUUUGUUGGUGGAAGGGAAGUACUGCGACGUCAUCAGGGACGAGAAACUGGCAGCUCUUCCUCGGAUGGUGACAUCAUAGACCUUACGAGCGACGCCGAUGGCGCUGCGCAGCGAGUCCGUAGUCCGACAACCUUCGUAGCAUCAUGCUGUUCGCGACCUGUGUCCUCUACAGACGCAAUGGCGUUGCCGUGCGAGGGUUGUUGGAAUUUUUUUCAUCUUUACUGCGUUGGCGUUGGAGACCGACUAGACUUACAGCCAUCGGAAAGCGGAGAUUUUGCAAGCCAGGUAGAGCUAGAGCGGCUUCUUGCGGUGACCACAGUAGCAGAUGUCACAGCAGCGGCAACAUCUUCUGGAGUUGUACUAGAAGAUGAAGAAGGUAAGCAUAAGCAAGGACAAGGUAAGCAGAAGACUGGUGGGGCGAAGGCGCGAAAGGCUACUACGAAUACUUUAUCUAGCACGUUGACCAAAGCUUCGUCUGCGCGUGCUGCGUCUUUUGAUAGCGUGUUGCAGACUGUGGCGAAGGUUUUCGAAGAACAUGUCUCGAGAACAACGCGGGAAGAUAGUGGAGGCGGAGUCCUGAAGGACCUCUUCGCACUCCCACCGGUAUCGACAGUUGGCACAGCCUCCGUUUCGGGAUCCAAUACGAUUUUUCCGUCAAGCACCAUGAAUGGCGGGUUGCGGUCACGAUUUCUCUGCGAGCCGUGCGGCCGUGCCCGCAAAAAGCGAAGGCAUGUUGAAGAACUGCCUCCUGCAUUUCAGAAGGUUUCACAAGUAGCCGCGUUCACGCCCACGGUGGAUCUCCCAGAAGUGAGCAAUCACCUACCUGCUCUUGGUCAGAUGAAUUACUUGGCACGUUUCGCGGCGAAAAGACGGAAAGCCCAAAUUCCAGCAGCUGCAAAUAGCAGUAGUAGCAAUGACGAGAAUGGACGCGAUCAAGCGGGAACAAGUUCAAGAGAAGAAGGUCAGAGCCAGAUGAUGAACAACGCUUCCGAGACAAAUAAAUUUGUACUGAAUCCAGUUUAUGAAACUGACUUUCUGGGAGGUGGCGGAGCGAAAGCGAGUAGAGAUGAUACUUAGCAUCUUCCAAUUGUAAGUAACAAAUUCAUCAGAUAAAUUGCACUUACUUCAUGUUGAUUAUCAUUUGAUUUUCAACGCUACUAUGGAUUCACG
This is a messenger RNA of Amoebophrya sp. A25, 2091 nucleotides long. NCBI's taxonomy places the organism in Eukaryota, Dinophyceae, Syndiniales, Amoebophryaceae. The record is from the annotation of a GenBank genome assembly.